AAAGAAGGAAACACGUAAAUCAGUGUGUAAAGAAAGAGAGAAGCAGAGCCACCCUUGGAGAGGUCGCGCAGAAGAGAGCACACAGCGCCUUUCUGCAGGGGAUCAUUAGGAAUCUGCGCGCACUGUAUCUCCCCCCGUGCGCACGCGCGCGCGUGUGUGUGUUUACAAGUGUUUGAACGAGUGCCACAAACGAGGUAAGAAGGAGGAUCAAGCCAAGGAAGGAGGGAUGGUGGACAAUUCAGGCAGUAGUAAGGCGCAAAUGCCCAGCAUGUCUCAGGAGCCUGGUGUGGCCUUUCCUCAGAGCACCUCUACAGGGGGGAUGAAGCUGGAGGCUGUAAUGGAGCAGCUCCAGCGCCAGCAGCAGGCCCGACUGGAAAUGGAGCGCAAGGAGAGGAAGCUGCGAGAGGCCCACAUCAUGUAUGCUCAGCAGGUUGCUGCCCAGCAGGCCAUCCUGGCAGCUGCCCGGGCUUCUGGGGCCAGCUUCAUGGGCAAAGGCCUGGCUGGAGUGGUCCCUGGUGGCGGGUUGCCUCUCCGGGUGUCCAAUCAGAGCAGUGUGGACUCUGAAAGGGAGGAUGACGAGGACAGAGGCCGGGAUUCUGGGGAUGAGGACGAUGACAAUGAGAUGAUGGAGGGGGACGAGGGCAGUGAUGAGGAUGAGAGAAGUGCCAGCGGUCUGGAGUUCCUCCGCAAGCAGACCCUGGCUUUGCAGCAAAGCGCCUCCCGCAUCCCGGCCCGUCCUUUUGGUAGUUACUCUGCUUCGGCACCUCAUAGGUCUGCAUCCCCACCUAUCAGAGUGAAGCAGGAACCUGAUGAGGGCCUGUCUCCUGCGGGGCCCCACUCUGCUACCUCUCCUAACGGACAGGCAGACUGGGGCUUUGAUGAUCAUUUCAGACAGAAUGGGAGUGCCGGCUGGGCAGAUGAGGCCGACAGUAGCAGAGGAAGAGGAGAGGCGUCCAGAGACUUUGCUAAGGCAGCACAGGGAGACAGGGAGAGGCAGGGAGAAAGCAGUGGCCAGACAGGGACAUCUGGAGAUACAAAUGAUCAGCUGUAUGAACUGGACUCUGACCCCAAAAGGAAGGAGUUUUUGGAUGACCUCUUCACAUUCAUGCAGAAGAGAGGAACCCCAGUCAAUCGCAUCCCCAUCAUGGCCAAGCAGGUCCUGGAUUUGUACAUGUUAUACAAGCUGGUGACAGAGAAGGGAGGCUUGGUGGAGGUUAUCAACAAGAAGAUCUGGAGAGAAAUCACAAAGGGACUCAACCUGCCAACCUCCAUCACCAGUGCAGCUUUCACCCUGCGCACACAGUAUAUGAAAUACCUGUACCCGUAUGAGUGCGAGAGGAAAGGCCUCAGCUCCCCGGGUGAGCUCCAGGCUGCCAUCGACAGUAACCGGCGCGAGGGUCGUCGUCCGAGCUACAGCAGCAGCCUCUUCCGCUUCUCUCCAUCUCCCAGCACAGCUCCCCACAUCCUCUCACCUCCCAAGAUGCACCUUUCAGUUCUGGGGGCAGGUACCUCAGGGGCCCUCAACGGCCUUCAGGCUUCACCAGGACCCUCUCUGAAGAAAGAAGACCUGACCCCCUCCAUCAUGGCGGCGAGACCCUCCAUGGCGCUGGCCCUGGGUCAGCAGCAGGUUGCAGGUUUGGCAAGAGCCGCCACGUUGGAGCAGCUGAGAGAAAAGCUGGAGACCAGCGGUGGAGGAGAUGGGCCAGAGAGGAAGAUGGCCCGCCUGGCGGAAGAGCAGCAGCGCCUGAUGCAGCAGGCUUUCCAACAUAACCUGCUGGCCAUGGCUUCCCAAAUGCCCAUGAACCUGCGCAUCGGAGCCCCCACCAUUACCACCAGAGAUGAGAAGCAGCAGGACAUGUCUCUGAGCAUCUCAACCAAUGGAAAUGCCAGCAUCACUGUCUCAGUGGAGGUCAAUGGCACAAUCUACUCAGGAACUCUGUUUGCCCAGAAGUCUGGAGGGGCCCCUGGGCCUGCUGUGUCGGCAGCUGCUGCUUCAGCCUCCCCUGCUGGAACCAGCACUAGCUUUGGCUUCUCUGCACCCCUGGCUCAGACCCUCAGCCCCUCGUCCUCCUCCUCCUCCAAGGGUCCCAGCUCGGCUGAGCCGGCCCCCAGCGGGUCACCCUAACUCAGGCUGCCCUUUGUACCUGCUCCCCAGGCCUCUCUUCCACCGGGAGGCCCAGCAAGAAUAUACAGUACAAUGAGAAACCGAUAAGAAUAACAGACUGUUGCACAACAAAUACCUCAUCAACCCUGUCAACCUCUUGGCUGUCCAAUCAUGAACACAGAGCCCAAGAUUAUUAUAUGACAACACGUGCCCUAACGCACAGCUAUGCAGUGUAUUCAACAUACAAACACGCACUACACUACAAACACACACAACAACAACAUAUACAGACACACACUCUACACAUAAACACACUUGUUAAUCCAAAUGUACAUGCUAAACACAAUCAGCUCAGCCAAAACCCACUGACAGGUGUAGUCACAACUGAACUUGAAAAGUUUUAUCUUACGACAUUUUGUUUGUUUGUUGCCAUUUUGUUGUCUUUUUGAUUUUGUGUUUUAGAAUGAUUUUUUUUCUCUCUCUCUUUUUACAUACCUCAAAUCAAGUAACCUGCAGUGGUGUCUUUACCUCAGGAGCUGUAGUAUAUUUAACCCAAAUCAAA
Micropterus dolomieu (smallmouth bass) is the source of this 2666-nucleotide messenger RNA. Its product is annotated as AT-rich interactive domain-containing protein 3B-like. The coding region runs from base 227 to 2125 and encodes 632 amino acids. The record is from RefSeq and is a predicted model, not a curated record. Gene Ontology annotation, molecular function: DNA binding. The transcript has 10 exons. Lineage: Eukaryota; Metazoa; Chordata; Actinopteri; Centrarchiformes; Centrarchidae. Gene Ontology annotation, biological process: regulation of transcription by RNA polymerase II. Gene Ontology annotation, cellular component: nucleus.